AACUCUCAUUUCAUUCUGCCAUGCUGCCCCUGCCAUGGCCCCCCUACUGUGUUUCCGCUGCUCCGCUCAUCUUUUCUCCCUUGCAGGCAUGGUGUUUCGACCUCGCACGUGCAUUCGAUCCUGCAGUUGCCCACUCGUACUGCUGGGAUACGAGCCCUACGUUUGCAGUCGCUGAUGUGUGGACGGAGAUGCGGUACCAGGGCAGCACUCUCGAAUACGAUCAAGACGCGCAUCGAGCACUGCUCGCUGACUGGGUGAAGGCAGCGCGAGGCACACCUCACAUGAUUGACUACACCACAAAGGGCAUACUGCAGGCGGCAGUGCAGAACUGCGAGUACUGGCGACUCAUUGACCCCCAGGGCAGGCCUCCCGGUCUCAUCGGCUUGCUGCCUGGCAAGGCAGUCACGUUCGUGGACAAUCACUCCACGGGCUCCACACAGCAGCACCUCAUGCCUUCCCACCCCGCCCGUUCUCUCCCCCCUGUGCAUGCUUCCUUUCCCCCCGGCCCAACACCAGGCAGUCACGCAGUCACGUUCGUGGACAAUCACUCCACGGGCUCCACACAGCAGCACCUCAUGCCUCCCCACCCCGCCCGUUCUCUCCGCCCCGCGCAUGCUUCCUUUCCCCCCGGCCCAACACCAGGCAGUCACGUUCGUGGACAAUCACUCCACGGGCUCCACACAGCAGCACUGGCCAUUCCCCGCCUGGGGGGUCACUCUGGGGUGAGAGGGGAGGGAACCUGGGAAGGGCGGGGGCAAGGCUGGGAUAGGUAUAGUGAGGCUGAGAUGAGGGAAGGUAGGCUGGGGCAUGAAGACAAUCACUCCACAGGCUCCUCACAGCAACGCUGGCCCUUCCCUUCAUGGGAGGUCACUCUCGGCUACGUGUACAUUCUGACCCACCCGGGUGUGCCGUGUGUGUUCAUUGACCAUCUCUAUGAGUGGAACCUCAAGGACCCAAUUCAGAAGCUGCUGGUGAUCCGGCAGCGCAACGGCAUUACAUCGAGGAGCGCCAUCCGCAUCAUGACGUGCAGCACGCAGCUCUAUGUGGCGCGCAUCGGCACCAACGUGGAUGAUGACAGGCUGUUCCGCGGGGUCGUUGUGAAGCUUGGACCUUCUUUUGACAUGCACGGGACUGCACCAGGUACAUGA
Molecule: messenger RNA, 1148 nt
Organism: Closterium sp. NIES-65
Lineage: Eukaryota; Viridiplantae; Streptophyta; Zygnematophyceae; Desmidiales; Closteriaceae
Source: the annotation of a GenBank genome assembly